AUUAUGAAAGAGGUUACAGAAAUGAUAGUGAUAAGAAAUAAAUAGAAAUAAAAUUUAUUUCAGUUAUCAGUUGUUCUUUAAGCAACUGUCAAUCGAGAACUCGGAAAAAUUAAAAAAAAAAAAAUUUAUCGUUGCGACAACGGUGAAAAUUUAACACAUUUAUUUUUUAUUUUCAAUUUUUUAUUUUAUAUAGAAAAAUGGAUGAAAUUGAAAUAACUGAAAUUGAUGUAAAGGAUAUACGAUUCCCAACAUCCUUAUUAUCCGAUGGUAGUGAUGCAAUGCACGUUGAUCCUGACUAUUCAUGUGCAUAUGUAACAAUUAAAACCAAUAAAUGUUAUGAGGGUUACGGUUUAACUUUUACUCUCGGUAGAGGAACAGAAAUCGUGGUACAAGCAUGUUUGACUAUGUCAAAAAUUCUUAAAGGUGUGAAGGUUAAAGAAAUUUUUUCAAACUUUGCCGACUAUUGGAGAAAAUUGACAAGUGAAACUCAAAUAAGAUGGAUUGGUCCAGAAAAAGGUGUGACACAUUUAGCAACUGCAGCAAUAAUAAAUGCAUUAUGGGAUUUAUGGGCACGAAUUGAGGAAAAACCUCUUUGGAAAUUGUUAACAGAUCUCUCGCCAGAAGAAUUGGUUUCAACAAUCGAUUUUAGAUACAUAACCGACGUAAUUACAAAAGAAGAGGCAUUAAAAAUUUUACAUGAAAAAAAAUUGAAUAAAGAUAAACGAGAAGAAAUUUUACUAAAAAAUGGAUAUCCAGCAUAUACAACGCAAGUUGGAUGGUUGGGCUAUUCAGAUGAAAAAGUACGUGAAUUGUGUAAAAAAUAUUUAAAACAAGGAUUUACAUCGUUCAAGGCAAAAGUUGGUCAAAAUAUUGACGAUGAUAUAAGACGUUGUCAAAUUAUUAGAGAAGAAAUAGGAAAUAAAAAUAAACUCAUGGUAGAUGCUAAUCAAGUUUGGGACGUUAAACAAGCAAUUGAUUGGAUGAAAAAUUUAAUACAAUUUAAUUUAACAUGGAUUGAAGAACCAACAUCACCCGAUGAUAUUUUAGGACAUGCGACAAUUGCAAAAGAAUUACGUACACAUGGAAUUGGUGUGGCAACGGGGGAAAUGUGUGCAAAUCGUGUUAUAUUUAAACAAUUAUUACAAGCAAAAGCAAUUGAUUUUUGUCAAAUUGAUUCAGCGAGAAUUGGUGGUGUCAAUGAAAUUUUGUCCGUCUAUUUAAUGGCUCACAAAAUGAAUGUUCCAGUUUGUCCCCAUGCCGGAGGAGUGGGACUUUGUGAAAUGGUUCAACAUUUACAAUAUUGGGACAUGAUUUGUCUUAGUGGAACAAUGAAAGACAGAAUGAUUGAAUAUGUCGAUCAACAACAUGAACACUUUGAAAAUCCAACUGUUAUUAAAAAUGCCCAUUACAUGCCGCCAAAAUCAUUUGGUUAUUCGACAAAAUUUAAAAAAGAAAGUAUCAUUAAUUUUGUCUAUCCAAAUGGUAAAGAAUGGCAACGUAUGUUUAAAAAAGGUAUUUUUCAAGCACCGGAUAAUUAG
Leptopilina boulardi is the source of this 1538-nucleotide messenger RNA. Its product is annotated as mitochondrial enolase superfamily member 1-like. The record is from RefSeq and is a predicted model, not a curated record. The transcript is spliced from 6 exons. Gene Ontology annotation, molecular function: L-fuconate dehydratase activity; magnesium ion binding. Lineage: Eukaryota; Metazoa; Arthropoda; Insecta; Hymenoptera; Figitidae. Bases 198 to 1538 code for a protein of 446 amino acids. Gene Ontology annotation, biological process: amino acid catabolic process; carbohydrate catabolic process.